AUGGCAGCUUUUCCUGCAACCGCCACGACGCCGCUCACGGUCACUGCACCGUUUGUAGCGCCAUCAGACUGCUCAACACAAUGGAAAACGACGAAUGUGCCUGUGCCUGUGUCAAGCGGCACCACGCUGAUGACGCCUAUCUUAGUUUACGAUCCAUCUGCAUCUUGUUACCCAUCUGGCUCAUUUGACCGAGCGCCAGAAAACCGACUCAACUUCAGGCCUGGAGUAUGUCCAGAUGGCUGGAUAUAUCACAACAUGGCAGUAGCCAGUUCAGGGGCUUCAACUGCUUAUUGCUGCGACAGGGGUUUCGAUUUUCGCUUCUUCGACGGAUACAUCUACGCCACGUCGAUCUUCUCGGAACGUUGCGGUCGAUACGCUUCUGCCACAGCAUUCGGGUCCAGUGUCUCUGAGGACAAGACUCUGAUGGUGCACGAAGCCUGGGCCGUGACUUGGGGUGCAUCCGACACGCCAACGUUGACGCCCCAACUGCCCACUUUGACAAAUUCAAUGCUCGUGCCCGUUUGGACACCCGGUGAUAGAAUCUCUGAUGGCAUAUAUGAUCACGAUGGGGGGAAGGACGGAAAUGCCAUGAGCAAAACCAUGCGUUUGGUUUUGUUGAUCGGCUUACCAAUCAUUGCAGCAAUCAUUAUUUGUCUUAUUACAUGGUGUGGAGUCAGGAAGUACAGAAGGAGUAAACGAAAGAAGAGAGAACUAAAGGCUCGACGGGGAAAGGCUGUCAGAAGAGACGCAGCGUGA
This is a messenger RNA of Colletotrichum siamense, 756 nucleotides long. RefSeq lists its product as uncharacterized. Bases 1 to 756 code for a protein of 251 amino acids. The transcript has 2 exons. Lineage: Eukaryota; Fungi; Ascomycota; Sordariomycetes; Glomerellales; Glomerellaceae. The record is from RefSeq and is a predicted model, not a curated record.